Messenger RNA from Rangifer tarandus platyrhynchus (Svalbard reindeer), 309 nucleotides. Lineage: Eukaryota; Metazoa; Chordata; Mammalia; Artiodactyla; Cervidae. The record is from the annotation of a GenBank genome assembly.
AUGGAAGAAAGAACUCCCCUGAACCUGGAUUGUCAACACUGUUCAGUAAACUCAUCAGAAGACCUUUCCUCUUGGAAGGUGGUGAACCAGGAGGCCCCCAUCUUGAUGGGCCAGGAUCAGGUAAGGCUCCAGUCUGCAGACAGGGGUAUAGCCAACUUGACCCCUCACGAUGCUACCCUGGACAAGGCAGAGAAGUGGAGGCUCCAGAAGAGGGGCAUGAAGGGGAGGGGCACACAAAUGGACAGACAGACAGAAAGAAGGACUGGAGGAGCCAAGGGGACGGGUAUGGGAGCAGGGUUGGAGAGAUGA